AUGGCAAACCUCUGGCACUUUGUAGUGGCUCAAUACUAUGCUGCACCGUGGCAAGCUCAAACUAUGGCACACCAAUUCUUCAAUUCCAUGGACAGAGAUGGAAAUGGAAGUGUUGAUUAUAGUGAGUUCAAGAAUUUCUUAGUUUCCGAAGGCUUUGAAUACUACGCAGGCAGGAAUUUGUUUUCCAAGUUAGAUGGAGACAGAAAUCGGGGACUGGAUUUCUGGGAGAUCAUGACACUUUACUAUAUUCUCAAAUGUGGGAGACCCUUCUGUUUCAGAUGCGACAAUUUUUUGUGGGACGCUUAUUGUGUUUACAAUGAAUGUCGCGGAGGCCCCUGCUAUUUCUGCAGCAACUGUUAUCAAUGCCACCUCCAAGAGCACACAUUUUUUGUUCAGCCGACGGGAAGUCCUUUAGUUCAAAGGUCUGAAACGCCUAAUGUAAGUGCAAUGUGUUGUAUAUAUGGUGGUAACUUGGAUUUUUCUGAAGUCGUGUGA
Daucus carota subsp. sativus is the source of this 495-nucleotide messenger RNA. RefSeq lists its product as uncharacterized. The record is from RefSeq and is a predicted model, not a curated record. Gene Ontology annotation, molecular function: calcium ion binding. Lineage: Eukaryota; Viridiplantae; Streptophyta; Magnoliopsida; Apiales; Apiaceae. The transcript has 2 exons. The coding region runs from base 1 to 495 and encodes 164 amino acids.